AUGCGAGAGAAGGAUCACUCACCGCGCAAGAUGCUGCCCAGUCCAAAGCAAGGCGCGGUCUACCCGCUGCUCGGUCUCGGAUCCACCCUGCCCGCCCCGUUCGAUCUCUCGCUCGUCAACCGGUCCUCGUCCUCCAACCUGCUGCACCAGCAGCAGCAACACCAGCAGAGCCUCGCCGAGCAGCCGCUCGAUCUGCGGGUCGAGCGCAAGAAGUCCUCCGGCGCGAGCGGCGGAGGCGGCGGCACCUCCACCACCGCCUCGUCCGACGACGAGGGCACCGAUCCGCCGCGCGCCAGCUCCACCGACAGCAAGCCGAGCAGCAAUGUGAUAUUCUUUAACGAUAACAACAACAACUCCAACAAUCUGAACAACAACAAUAACAACAACAACAACAACAACAAUAGCAGUAGCAACCACACCAAGUCUACUUCCGAUAGCAAUAAGAGUCCGAGUCCCACGAAUCAUCACAACAACAACAACAACAACAACAACAACAACAACAGCUCGAAGUACACCAACAACAACCACAUCAACAUCAAGGAUGAGUUCCGAAUAUCGACCCUAGCGAACCACAGCCCAUCGGCGCUCUUCCCGCCGCCCGGUCUCAACCCGCUCAUGCUAGAGGCGAUCGCGAAGGCGGGACUGCCGCUUCCGUACCGUGGUUCCUUCCUGCCACCCCGGUCGCCUGUGUCCUACGAUCUGCAGCGGCUAAAGGAACGGGAAGCCCUGGCCGCCAGCCUGUCCCAGCUUCGCCAGAGUGCGACGAACGGCUCCGGAGGUGGAGGUGGUGGUGGGGGAGGAGGUGGUGGCAACAACGUGCUGAACAACAACAACGCGAACAUCAUCAACCACAAUCUACCACCAGGUGCCGGUGGUCCGGGAGUUCACGGCAAAAACAAGGACCGGUAUGCGUGUAAAUUCUGCGGGAAGGUGUUCCCCCGGUCGGCGAACCUAACGCGCCACCUGCGGACGCACACCGGCGAGCAGCCGUACAAGUGUAAGUACUGCGAGCGGUCCUUCAGCAUCUCGAGCAACCUGCAGCGUCACGUGCGCAACAUCCACAACAAGGAGCGCCCGUUCAAGUGUGCCCUCUGCGAGCGAUGCUUCGGGCAGCAGACGAACCUCGACCGGCACCUGAAGAAGCACGAGGCGGACGCGGCCGGCCUCGGACUCGGCCUGGACGAGCGGCUACGGGCGGCGCGGCGGAACUCACGCGGCAUCCCGGAGGACUCGUACUUCGAGGAGAUCCGCUCGUUCAUGGGCAAGGUGACGCAGCUACCGAUUCCGCUUCGAUUGCAGCAACAGCAGCAGCAACCUUCGUCCCAGACGCACCAGUCCAACUCCGGAACGGACAGUCCGUUCGGCCGACGUCAUCAGGACCUGCAGAACGACACCCACUCGUCCCGCAGCUCGACACCGUCGGACGACGAACCGGUGUCGCCGGCGGCCAGCAUCGGCAGCCACCCGGGCGAGGAGGACAUCAAGAUGGAGACCAACAACAACGAGGACGGCGAUGAACCGUUACAGGUCACCUGA
This is a messenger RNA of Anopheles coustani, 1536 nucleotides long. RefSeq names its product protein glass-like. The coding region runs from base 1 to 1536 and encodes 511 amino acids. Gene Ontology annotation, biological process: regulation of transcription by RNA polymerase II. The record is from RefSeq and is a predicted model, not a curated record. The transcript has a single exon. Gene Ontology annotation, molecular function: DNA-binding transcription factor activity; RNA polymerase II cis-regulatory region sequence-specific DNA binding. Lineage: Eukaryota; Metazoa; Arthropoda; Insecta; Diptera; Culicidae.